CGCCACACUGAGCUCUGGAAGCUAGCUGUGACGGACAAAAGCCACACACACACACUUGGCAUGGAUAGCAAAGUCCUAGCGCUGGUGGCCCUGCUGACGGUCACCAUAUGGAGCCCAGAGACUGAAGCUAAACCCAUCAGUCUGGUGGAGAGAUGUUGGUGCCGGUCCACUCACAACACCGUCCCGCAGAGGAGCAUCCGUGAGAUUAAGUUCCUCCACACGCCCAGCUGUCCUUUCCAAGUCAUUGCCAAGCUGAAGAACAACAGAGAGGUCUGCAUCAACCCCAAGACCAAAUGGCUGCAGCAGUAUCUAAAGAAUGCCAUUAGCAAAAUAAAGAAGAAGCGCUCAAAGUAAACAGCUGAGGAAGUGUGGGGAGGACCAUGGUGCAUCUCUGAGCUCCAAAGAGGCACACGUCCUCUUCUCUCGCUCUCUUUGAUCACUCCUUGUCUUUCUGGACUGCUUGCACAAACAGCACUUCACCUAAACCUGCCUCUCAAGCAUCCAGACAGCCUGCAGCUCACCAAAACACAAGCCAACACCUUCCUCCUGACGCACUGCUACUGCUGGCUGUGAUUAUUGACUGGUGCACGUGUGCGUCAAUGAAGCGACUGAAUGUGACCGUGACCGUUUGAAUGGGAAGGCAAGAGAGAUAUCUACAGGUUUUCCGCAACUUAAAGGGCAGUAAAAAUGAGAGUUUGUGUCAUAGCUGUGAGGGAUGUCUAACCUUUAGGAUAGUUUGGGAUUAAUAAGGGACGUAAGCAAGUGAAAAUGAAGCAGAAAUUUAAAACGGUCCUGUUCAAGCUUUCACUUUUUGCUAUUUUGCUGCUCAUAGCUUAGUAUAAGUGUUUAAAAGCUCGCCAGCACACAUGAAUGAUCCAGCAUGCUAACACUAGCCCUGUUCCAAAACCUAGUGAGCCACCUACUGAACAAAAAAAUUGGUGUAGAAACAAUUUUCACUC
Molecule: messenger RNA, 959 nt
Organism: Sinocyclocheilus rhinocerous
Lineage: Eukaryota; Metazoa; Chordata; Actinopteri; Cypriniformes; Cyprinidae
Product: stromal cell-derived factor 1-like
Exons: 4
Coding region: 61-354 (97 amino acids)
Biological process (GO): immune response; defense response; chemotaxis
Cellular component (GO): extracellular region
Molecular function (GO): chemokine activity
Source: RefSeq, a predicted model, not a curated record